Messenger RNA from Alnus glutinosa, 836 nucleotides. RefSeq names its product RING-H2 finger protein ATL66. Lineage: Eukaryota; Viridiplantae; Streptophyta; Magnoliopsida; Fagales; Betulaceae. Bases 177 to 671 code for a protein of 164 amino acids. The transcript has a single exon. The record is from RefSeq and is a predicted model, not a curated record.
ACUGUCUAUCCACUCAAAAUCUAACAUCCCUCAAAAGCAGCCAGCUAUAAGAGUUCGGCCCUUCACAAUGCCGCCGCCGCCGCCUCCAGAUCAGCCGUGGUCUUUCGCCUCCGCCAUCUCAUGACCACCGCCGAAAACCCAUAACCACAGUCCACAUACCCAUUUACUCGUUCGCAAUGUCGUCGUCAUCGCAGUACUCUCAGGCAUUCCACUGGCAUUUCACCGCUCUCGACGACGACAACUUCGAGAUCCAAGGCCGCACGCUCUUCCUCGUCGUGGUCCUCUUCUCCGUCAUCCUUCUCUUCACCCUCCUCUACCUCUACGCGCGCUGGGUCUGCCGCUACCGCCACCCAUUCCCCCACGCGCUGCCGCCUCCUCCGCCGCCUCGGUCUCGUGGGCUCGACCCCUUGACCAUCAAAACCUUGCCCAUAGCCUUACACCGGUCAUCGGAAGCUCCGAACUCGAGGGAACAAGCCGAGUGUUGUAUAUGCCUCGGUGUGUUCGAAGAUGGGGACAAGGUCAAGGUUUUGCCGUUGUGUCGGCAUUGUUACCAUCCCGAGUGCGUUGAUAGGUGGCUGAGUGUUCAUUCGAGUUGCCCGUUGUGUAGAGGCUCUCUCCGGAUUAACAACACUCCGGUUGGCUCGGCCAUUCCGCACAUUGUAGUGGAAUGAACCUCCAAAACUAGCUCUCUUGGUGGGUUAAUUGUUUUGUGUAAUUAUUAUAUAUAUAUAUUCUAAGCCAAUGUAAAGGUUUGUCAAGCAUUAGUGUGCUUUUGUUAAUUGUAUUUACCACUAUAUAUUAAAUUCUUCUUUCUUCCAGUUUGACUGGUUUUUUUA